Messenger RNA from Drepanopeziza brunnea f. sp. 'multigermtubi' MB_m1, 1755 nucleotides. RefSeq lists its product as uncharacterized. The record is from RefSeq and is a predicted model, not a curated record. Gene Ontology annotation, molecular function: Hsp90 protein binding. Lineage: Eukaryota; Fungi; Ascomycota; Leotiomycetes; Helotiales; Drepanopezizaceae.
AUGGCGGACGAACUCAAAGCUCUCGGAAACAAGGCUAUUGCGGAGAAGAACUUCGACGAGGCUAUCUCCAAGUUCACAGAGGCCAUUGCCAUCGAGCCUACGAACCACAUCCUGUACUCGAAUCGCUCUGCUGCUUACGCGUCCAAGAAGGACUACGAAAAUGCGUUGUCCGAUGCCGACAAGGUCACUGAGAUCAAGCCUGACUGGGCAAAGGGAUGGGGACGUAAGGGUGCUGCGAAGCAUGGCUUGGGAGAUCUGAUUGGUGCUCUGGAUGCCUACGAGGAGGGACUCAAGCUUGAUCCGAACAAUGCGCAAAAUAAGUCAGGUCUUGCGUCUGUUCAGCGCGCAAUCGAUGCGGAAGCCAAAGCUGAUGGCGUUACUGGUGAUCCAUCUGCAGGCCUGGGAUCCAUGUUCAAGGACCCUCAAGUCAUUCAAAAGAUUGCUGCAAACCCAAAGACCAGCAAGUUUUUGGCAGACCCAUCCUUCAUGACCAAGCUCCAAUACAUUAGGGACAACCCUAGCGACGUCCAAGGUGUAUUCCAAGACCCUCGCAUGGUCCAGGUACUUGGCGUUCUCAUGGGUAUAGACAUGAUGGCAGGUACUCAGGAUCCACGUGGCGAGCCUGGAUCAGCUCCGCAGGAAGUCGAGGAGGAUGUCCCUAUGGCAGAUGCGCAACCAGCUCCUGCCCAGGCACAGCAACCAAAGAAAGCACCAUCCCCAGAACCUGAGCCCGAGCCAAUGGAUGAGGAGGCAGCAGAGAAGGCCAAGGCUAAAGCCGCGGCCGAUGAGGAGAAGAGACUCGGUACGGAAAACUACAAGAAGAGAAACUUCGACCAGGCUAUUGCGCACUACAGCAAGGCUUGGGAGCUGCACAAAGAUAUCACCUACCUCAACAACCUCGGCGCUGCUUACUACGAGAAGGGGGACUACGAUGAGGCUAUCAAGGCGUGUGAGAAGGCAGUCGAGGAAGGUCGGGAGGUCUACGCGGAUUUCAAGAUGAUCGCCAAGGCACUGGGCCGUAUUGGGUCCUCUUACGAGAAGAAGGGAGACCUUGAGAAGGCCAUUGAAAACUAUAAGAAGUCUCUUACCGAGCACCGCAUUCCCGAAACCGUGAACAAGCUCCGCGCCGCCGAGAAGAACAAGCUGGAGGCCGCAAGAGCUGCACUCAUCGACCCGGCCAAGGCAGAGGAGGCCCGCGAGCUCGGUAACGCAAAAUUCAAGGAGUCUGACUGGCCCGCAGCCGUAGCAGCAUACAGCGACAUGAUCCAGCGUGCUCCCGAGGACCCGAGAGGCUACAGCAACCGUGCUGCAGCUUUUAUGAAGCUGUUGGAGUUCCCUAGUGCGAUCGACGACUGUAACACUGCGAUCAAGAAGGACCCCAAUUUCAUCCGUGCAUAUCUGCGUAAGGCUCAGGCUUACUUUGGCAUGAGAGAGUACUCCAAGUGUGUGGAUGUCUGCACUGAGGCCAGUGAGGUUGAUGCCACGAAGGCCAACGCGCGGGAGAUCCAGCAGCAACAGGAGAAGGCUUAUGCUGCUAUGUACAGCGCACGUGAGAACGAGACUGAGGAGCAGACUAAGGAGAGAAUCUCGAGAGAUCCUGAGAUCGUCGAAAUCAUGCAAGACCCCAUCAUGAACAGCAUCCUCCAGCAAGCCCAGGGUGACCCCGCUGCUCUUCAAGAGCACAUGAAAAACCCUCGUAUUCGCGUGAAGAUCCAGAAGCUGGUCGCCGCUGGCGUGAUCCGCGUCGGUAGAUAA